AUCAUCAUGUCCUUAGGAACAAGUGGAGAACUAAAAUGAAUCAGCAUGAUCUGAGAGACAGGAAAAUGAACGAUUCCAAAGUUCCAUCCUUCACAGAGUUUGAACUGGUGGGUUUCCCUGGUCUUUUGGACUACAGGAUGUUUCUGUUUUUUGGAUUCCUUAUCCUACUGCUAAUCACUGUGACUGCCAAUCUCCUUAUCCUCUUUCUGGUUUCACUGGACCACCGGCUACACACACCAAUGUACUUUUUUCUUUGGAAUUUAUCCCUCUUGGACUUACUGAUGACAACUGCAAUUUUACCAAAACUGCUAGCAGUUCUUUCUGGAUAUGACAGUACAAUUACUAUGACUGCCUGCUUUGGGCAAAUGUAUUUUAUCAUCUCUGUUGGAACCACAGAAAAUUGUUUGGUGGCAGCGAUGGCGUAUGAUCGUUACAUUGCUGUGGUGAAACCUCUACAUUAUAACGUGAUCAUAAAUGUCAAAAUGUGCUUCAUAAUAUUGGCCACCUCUUGGAUUCUUGGGUUGGUAAUUCCAGCAACCUCCAUAAUAUUAGCUUCAAAUCUGCCCUACUGUGCUUCUAAUAAAAUCAUGCACUGUUUUUGCGACUAUCCAGCUGUAAUUUCCCUGGCUUGUACUGAUAUUACUGAUCAUGCAACUGGAGCCUUUGGACUAGGCUUGCUCGGUAACUAUUUGCCCAUGCUGUAUGUUCUCUGGACGUAUGUCAGAAUUGUGCUUUCAGUUUUAAAGGUAAAAACAACAGGAAGUCGAGCAAAAGCUUUCUCGAUGUGCUCUUCACAUGUGACUGUGGUGCUACUGUACUAUGUUUCUGCUUCUGUAGUAUACGCAGGGUUAAAAAUGAACAGCCUUUCAUAUGAUGGACGCAUUUUUGUUGGGGGAUUGAAUUAUUUUUUAAUUCCAAUGGUUAACCCAAUGAUUUACAGUUUAAGAAAUAAAAAGAUGAAGGAAGCAGCUAGAAAAUAUUUUAACUUUGUCAUCAGUUUUCCUACAAACAGAAAAACAUCUGUCGGUAAUUCAUAACAGGAUUAUGUUAAUAUAUAACCUUGAAAAGUACACUAAUCCUUUAAUAUUGUCCAUGUCCAAACUCAAAUGGUUUCCUCUGAAUAAACAUGGACCGCCAUUGCCAUUAAUUGACAGUUGAAAUAUUCUAAUUUGUAUUAUUUUUAUUUGUAUUUAUUUUCAAUUUGUAUCUGUAUGUGUAAAUAUAACUAAAACAACAGAAUGCUUUUGGAUAUACUAUAGCUGAAUAAGUUAAAAA
Erpetoichthys calabaricus (reedfish) is the source of this 1275-nucleotide messenger RNA. RefSeq names its product olfactory receptor 6N1-like. Gene Ontology annotation, cellular component: membrane. Gene Ontology annotation, molecular function: olfactory receptor activity; G protein-coupled receptor activity. Gene Ontology annotation, biological process: G protein-coupled receptor signaling pathway. The transcript is spliced from 2 exons. NCBI's taxonomy places the organism in Eukaryota, Metazoa, Chordata, Cladistia, Polypteriformes, Polypteridae. The record is from RefSeq and is a predicted model, not a curated record. Bases 36 to 1037 code for a protein of 333 amino acids.